Messenger RNA from Lagopus muta (rock ptarmigan), 7272 nucleotides. RefSeq names its product mannosidase endo-alpha (gene MANEA). Bases 299 to 1672 code for a protein of 457 amino acids. Lineage: Eukaryota; Metazoa; Chordata; Aves; Galliformes; Phasianidae. The transcript has 5 exons. The record is from RefSeq and is a predicted model, not a curated record. Gene Ontology annotation, cellular component: Golgi apparatus. Gene Ontology annotation, molecular function: alpha-mannosidase activity.
CAGCCCAGCCCACGGCAGGAAGUUAGAACUAGACGAUAGUUGAGACCCCUCCCAACCACAGCGCUCGGCACUGAGGCCGCCCAGCUCCCAGCGACAACCGACGGGCGGCACACCAGUCCCAACCUCCGGCCCCAUCCUGCCGCCGCGCACGCGCGUCCGCUUGAGCAUGCGUAUCCCUGCGGAGCGGCGCUGGCCCGGCUCCCGGCGAUAUGAGCCCGCCCUCCGCGGCGGGUCCUCCUGGCUCGGGCCGUUGCUGCCAAAAUUGGAUGGAUUUUAGUGGAUUCUGAAGUAUGACAUCAUGGCAAGAUUUCGCAGAAGAACAUGCAUCAUUUUGUUGCUUUUUAUUUUGUUUAUUUGCUCCAUAAUGAUGGCUUUGAAGACUCUGAGACCUGACAGAGCUGGCUUUGGGGACCCAUUUGGACUUGGUUUAUUACCUGAGCUUCAACAGCGGACAGAGCUCUUAGAGAGUAAACGAAGUUCACUGAAUAGGGUUCAAGGAGAUACUGUAACACAGAUCAGUAACAUGCAUGCUGGUGUGGUCAAUACUAUGAAAGCAUCCAUGCCUCCUGUGAACAAGCUGGAAGGAGAUCUGUCUUCUCCUAAUUAUAACUUCCAUAUAUUCUAUUAUAGCUGGUUUGGGAAUCCACAGUUUGAUGGUAAAUACAUUCACUGGAACCAUCCUUUGUUGCCACAUUGGGACCCCAAAAUUGCAAACAAUUAUCCAAAGGGAAGGCAUAAUCCUCCUGAGGACAUUGCAGCCAAUUUUUAUCCUGAGCUUGGAUCUUACAGUUCCAAAGAUACUUCUGUCAUAGAAGCUCACAUGAAACAAAUGCUUUCAGCUUCAAUUGGUGUAAUAGCACUUUCGUGGUACCCACCAGGUAUGGCUGAUGAAAACGGAGAACCAACUGAUGAUUUGGUGCCUAUUAUUUUGGAUUAUGCAAGCAAAUACAAUCUAAAGGUCACUUUUCAUAUUGAGCCCUACAAAGAUAGAGAUGAUCGCAGUAUGUACCACAAUGUCAAAUACAUCAUUGACAAAUAUGGAGCCCACCCAGCCUUUUACAGGCAUAAGACCAGCACAGGCAGAUCUCUUCCCAUGUUUUAUGUUUAUGAUUCUUACGUAACAAUUCCUGAAAUAUGGGCGAAUCUGUUAACUGUAUCUGGAUCCCAGACUAUUCGAAAUACUCCAUACGAUGCGUUAUUCAUUGCUCUUCUCGUAGAAGAAAGGCAUAAGCAUGAUAUUCACAGAAGUGGCUUUGAUGGAAUGUACACAUACUUUGCUACAAAUGGGUUCUCUUAUGGCUCAUCUCAUCAUAAUUGGGCAAGUUUAAAAGCCUUUUGUGACAGCAACAACUUAAUGUUUAUUCCGAGUGUGGGACCAGGAUAUAUCGACACGAGUAUCCGACCAUGGAACAACCACAACACACGUAAUCGUGUCAAUGGAAAAUACUAUGAGACUGCCUUUAAUGCAGCCCUUUUGGUGAGACCAGAAAUUAUUUCCAUUACAUCUUUCAAUGAAUGGCACGAGGGUACUCAGAUUGAAAAAGCUGUCCCCAAAAAGACUGGACAAAUAGUUUACCUUGAUUAUAAGCCCCAUAAACCAAAUGUUUAUCUAGAGCUCACUCAGAAGUGGUCUGAGAAGUACAGAAAAGAAAAGGAGCAGUGGCUUAUGUGAGCUAUUUCUACUGCAGUUGUUUCUUAGCAUAUUGAAUACAGUAAGAAAGAAAUUGAGAGCUGAAGACUCUGUUAUGAAAUGCCUUUAUUAUUGGUAUGUUUAAAUCAUUAUAUCGCAUUAAUGUAAAUGCACUACUACUAAAUUUUGAAGAGUAAGAAGUGUGAGAAUAUUUUCAUCUCAUUCAUUACUGUAGUUCAAGAAUGCUUUAUUUUAAUUAGUAAUUUGCAUGCUAAGCUUCAAGAACAUCUGCAUGGGAUAACUACAUGACUGAAGUAGUACAAAAAUUUGACAGAUACUUGUAUACUUUAUUCAUGUACUUCUGUUUCUAAUCUAAGUGAUCCUUUAAGCUAAAUUUGAUCUUGAUAGCUUGCUUUUUGCAGGAUGCAUGUCAGUAGCGUGCGUAAACUACAGCUACUGUUUUUAUGCUUUGCACAUUCGGAGUUCUUGAUUAUAUGAUUAUCUUGUGGUAAGAACACUGUAUGUAUGUCUCAUUGUAUGUGUGCAACAUUGGUGAGUUUUUGUUUAUUUCAUUUUUAAAUAUAUAUCUCUGAAAGAUUGAGUUCCAAAGAACUACUGAAAUAUUUCUAGUUUACUCGUAUUUGCUCUGUUCAGUACAUGCUGCAUACUUUUGCACAUUACUGGAAUGCUGACAAGUUUACAUAGUUUUUCUGUGUCUGAAUUUUAUUUUUAAAAAAAAUCCAACAACUAGAAAACAUAACAAAAAAUCCUGAAAUUUGAGAGCGGGAAAAAAAUUCUAAAAAUAUAGGGGGGAAAAAAAAAACCAACUAUAGUUAUACAUUGUUUGUUGACUGCAGACACAGAUUUAGUUUUUAAAAACAUCAAAGAUUCUAAAGCUAAUAUUUUGCUAGUCAUACAAUAAAUAAUAAUCUUAAAUUCUGCUUUUUCAUUUAUAAUUUUUGGAGCAAUGUAAUCUAGUAGCAGUGACAUCAGCUACUCAUCACUUUUACUUGAAAUCAGGUUUCUAUUUUCAUGUAUUUCCAAGAUCCAGAACAAUAGAUACUAAGGUUGUGUUAGUGUUCAAGUAAGCUGCUCAACACUACUUUUAACAAUAUGGUGUGCCUGGAAAUUAGUUAUUUUUAGAUCUGAGAGUCUCACCUUUCCAGUGUAGUGACUACUAUUUGUUUUUCUUACUGAAGCUUGAAAAUGUCAAAUUGCAUGGAUAUGUCUCCUCAAGAAUCCAUUUCUGGAAGGGGAGUUUUUUGCGGGAAGGGGACAUGGACUUUUUCAUACAACUUUACAGGAAAACAGUAGACAUUAAAUUAUUGCAGUAUAUGUCAAGUGUUUAAUCUGUAACAAAGUGGCUUUAAAAAACAACUGAUCUUGCUUUGUAGUUAAUAUAUUGUAACUGUUGUAACCACUAGAAUCCUCUCAAUUUCAACAGGGUUUAUUGUAAUUAUUCAUACUUCUUCCUUGGUUAAUUGUAGUGCUCUGUUCAUGAAGUUGUGAGGCGGAUGUGGGGAUUUGUGGUUAAGAAAGAAGAUGACAAACAAAAAAGAAAAAAGUAUACUUUUCUUUCCAAAAACUUGAGUCGUUCCAAAUAAACAUAAGUUACUGUGUGGGUUGUUCUGAAAGUAAUGUCUCCUAUUUGUUUCCAUGGACAGUACAACAGAUGCAAAGAGCGCAGUAUUUAUCAGAGUAAAUUCUCAGCUAGAAAGACCAUUUUUCAGCAUUGUCACCACUAUCAGCUAUGCAUUUUGGCCAAUGAUGAACAGGAACCUGCAUGCCACGUCAUAAAAAUCUGCAGCAGUAGAGGUGACCUGCUGUUGCCGCUGCUGAAAUGCCUCACUCUGCACACAUCCACUGUUUGGUCUCCACGGAUGUUCAGCAAGCAUUGAUGCUUGUCAGUGGUUGCCAUUUUUCUGCCUGGAGGAACUCAAUGACACACCUUUGCUUCAUACAUAUUCCUGUGUCAGGUGCCAUUCUGUUGGACUGCCCCUCUGCUGCCAUCUGUCGUGUGGCAACAGAAUAGAAUGGGAUGUUGACAGGAAGGCUCAAUCUCUACUGCCGUAAUACCAACAUCCGCCUCUGACAUUGAGAGCCAAUGUAAUUGGAGACAUUACUUUUGCAGCAGCUCUUGUACAAUAUUUUCUAGAGUCCUUCUGGUAUGAAAAAAAUGUUUGUGUAUCUACACUUAUUUGCAAAUUCUCAUCACUUGUCUGCAAUUAUUAAAAGUUUGAGGUAUUGCACAACCAUCUCAGCUGUUUUCAAGGAAAAACUGUGGAAAUUGGAUUACAGAUAAAUGACUUGACAUUUGGAAGUGCACUUCUGGAGUUACUACAGUCUUACUAGUAUUAAUUCUUUGCAUUUUCCUGCUGCAUCUCUGCAAACUUCAGAGUGUUUCUAACGGAAACUUUUGCUUGUUUUGUUUCAAUUGCACUCAAGUGGAUAAGCUAAAGAAGAUACAGCUAUGACCCUGUUAUGAAAUUGUGUCUGAGACAUUUAAAGCACUUGUUAAGAGUUUACCACUUUCAAGUGAACUGCUCUCUGUUUAUUAAGGAAAAUUGUUGAUACAUCUUUCCUGUAACUCUCUGAUAUAUCUAUACAUAAUUUGUUUUUAUAAUUUGAUACCUUUAAGCUUUGCAGUUCAAAGAGCCCAUAUAGUUGAAGGGCUGACUAACUGCACUGUAUAUCUCUAUUGAAUGUAUUAUUUAAAAAUUCUUCUGAAUUCAGACCUGUAAGGACAGAUCUCUUUCUCUGCUUAAACUUUGCCAUCCAUUGUCACUGUAGUUGCCUGCACUGUUUACUAGUCAUGAGAACUGGUCAUCUUUUUUCCCAGUGACAGUUUUUAUUCAUGUCUGUAAAAGUUGUUUCUUUUGUUGCAGUUUAUGGAAGCAUUUGAAUUUUUUGUGCAGUGUUUUACAGCUGCAGUAAUCUGUUUUUGUUUAAAAUAUCAUUUAUGGUAACAGUGUAGUGUAUCUUCCUUAAAAAAACUUCUGUGGUUGCUGCAAAGACAUCAUUUAGCUCUUGAUGUGAAGUGAUAUGGGCCAUGAUGCACAGGUGUCUAAUGUGAUCUUUAGAAGAAUGUAAGAAUUUCUCAAAAUAUGAUAUAAAGGAGUACUUAAAAACUUAUCACUACUGAGCACUUAGUGUAUUUUUAUGUGCUUAAUAUGUUUUCAAGUCUAAAUGUGCCACCUGGAAAAAAUGUAUGUCCAAGAGUAGAACUGAAUUUGAAGAGAUCUCAUGGAAUAGCAGAUACUGGAACUACCCCACCUGCCUAGCCAAUAUUUUUUCUGUGCUUGGAGCAAAAAUUGGAUUGGAAUUGGAUUGGAUUGGAUUGGAACAAUAGAAAUCUAAUUCUGCUGGUAGGUUACUACUGCAGUCGUAGUCAUUUUUGGAAAAAUGGCUGAAAUAUUUCUGUGGGAAAAGUUUUAUACAGAUGCAAAGAAAUGAAAUUCUUAAAUGUAAGAACCCAGUUACUAGGCACAGGGGAAAAGGUGGGUGUAUUUAGAAGGUAAUUGUUCCGAACUUUAAUAAGAAAAAAAAUCCAAUCAAAAUUAGGUGGAAGAGAAAGCUCUAUAAUGAGUUUCAGAUCUGAAAAGGAGUUAAGGAAUAUCUGUAUCACUUCAGCCUCACUCCCCUACUUUUUUUUCUUUCUUUUUUUUUUUUUGCCUAAUUCGUUAAAAAAAAUAGUAAAUGAUUACUUUUAAUGUAUUGACUCUGAAGAAUUGCAGUUGACUCAUCUUUUUUUAUGUUAUAGUACUUAAAGUAAAUCACGUACCAACUUUAUGCAAGCUGCAGAAUAAACAGAAUGGGAAGGUUAAGUUGAUCACUCUUCAAUGUUCUUCUGCGCAUACAGAGAUACCUGAAGUUACUGUUGGAGCAUUUCUAGAAGGAAAAGGCUUAUGGUCUCUGAGAUAAAGAUUUUGUGGUGUGAGGGUACUUAAUUUCAAGGGAAACUCUGGGUUCAUUUCUACUUCUGUCAGUUGUGAUCAAGUAAAUUGUUUCAGUUCUGUGAGCUGUCUGAGAAGUGAAGCUCAGUACAUCUUCUCUGAAAGCAGGGUUUGUAUUAUCUUGCACAGAUCUAUAAACUAAUACUGUGUUUUAAGGGAAAGAGCAUGUGCAUAUGCUGUUACUAUUUCAGUGCAACAUGUAAAUUAUGGUGAAUACAGAUUCUGUACCAGGGUAUAUCGUGUUUGCCUAGUGCCUUUCUUUUGACAGUGAUUUGUCUCUUAACAGGUUUUUGAAACAGAAGGAUAUUUAUUUUUAUUAUGAAACUUUAUAUAUACAAUGUACAUAAUUUGAAUUUCAUUUCACUCUUGGCUCUUGAAAAGUGUUUUACAGGACUUUUUAGCACUGUGAUGAUAGUAGAAUAUAUCUCUGCGCACAUGGGCAGGGCUGCUGUUGGUGUAUUUCUUUUUUUUUUAUUAUUAUUUUGAGGUGGUGAUUGCUUUUUUUUUUUUUUGGUUGAAUGUAGUGUACCUAAAUCAUAAAGAGGAAGUAAACUAUUUGUAACCUAAUAGCCAUUUUAAGAUAAGUUGAAAAUCUCACUGCCAGUCUUAAGGGAUUUUAUAAGUAUUGAUCCUCAACCUUCUACUUGCUUAAAUUAGUGUCAGUAUUUCAUUUUUUUCUGUUACUUAUGACCACUACGUUAAAUGCUGUGUAAACUUCUAAAGUAAUUUUAUUUCUCAAUUUCCUUAAGAGAAUAAAGAAAAAUAUUAGCAGUGCGGAAGAGCCUGAUAAAAGUUUCAUGUUGUACAGAUACGAUUUUGUUGUGAAUGUAUAGUGUAUCUUGGUUGUGUAUUAAACAUUGAUUUAAAAAAAAAAAAACUUGUUUCUUCUAAUACUCUACCUGGCUGCUGCAGAGAUGCAUUUGCUUACAUGCAUAUAUAAAAUGUGUCUAUUUGUAUACAUUAUAUAAACAUAAAUAUGUAUCUGUAUGCGUGCAUAUAGCUUAAGUAAUUAUUUUUUUAAGUACUAUAUCAUUGAUUUAAAAUUAUAAGCUAGAUUUGGCUACCUUUUAAUCAAGCAAUGUUUUUAAUUCCCUAUGGUGUUUACAAAAACAAAAGUUGGUUAUGUAUGAAUAUUAUCAUGAAAAAUAAACACAUGCCCAAAAAGUGUAGCUUAAAUAGAGUGUUUGACAGUAUUUUUUGAUAGUUUGAGUUUGGAAAAUAAUUGUUUUACUUUUUUAUCACAGUAUGAGUGUACAGUUGUAUUGAACUGAAGCAACAGGCUUACCAGUGCUUUCAAACAGACUGUGCUCCUGAAGAUUUUAGGCCUAUUUGUAUUACAUCUUUUGAGGCUAAGUUAAACUUCUUGUAUGUGUGUGAUGUGCAGUAUGUGUGUGUGAUCUUCGAGUCCUGAGGUACUUCUCUUUUGACAAAGUAAAGCUGAAGUUUCUGGUUUAAACAGAAGGUUAAGAUGAGGGACACUCACAGCAGAUGGGUUUAGAAGAGAAUGCUAGAAUGGUGUCUAAGAAAUCAUCGUUGUUCUUAUGCUAUAUUAUGCUGUUUGGGCAUAAAAACCAUCCAGAAGAUGGAAACGAAGGGAAAUUACCUUCUUAGUGUUUGAAAUAUAUAUAUAUUGUUAUUCCUAAAAUGCUAACUGCUGAAUAAAAAAGAAUAAAGCUAAUUCACACUUCA